UUAAUGAUCGCAUCGAUAAGCAAAAAGACCAACAAAUUUUUUGAUAAACCAUGGUUUCGAAACCGCUAUUAUUCUUCGUGCUGCAUCUCACGGUGGCAUUGGUCGUGUUUCAGACCGGAUCUCUAGUCACAGCGGAAGAGGAAGGUUCCGAGACUUCUAGUUCAGCGAUAAAGCCUCUGGUGAAGAUUGUGAAGGGCAAAAAGCUAUGCGACAAAGGAUGGGAAUGUAAAGGAUGGUCCGCGUAUUGUUGCAACCAUACAAUCUCCGAUUUCUUUGACACAUAUCAAUUCGAAGAACUAUUCUCUAAGCGUAACAGUCCGGUGGCUCACGCCGUCGGUUUUUGGGAUUACCGAUCAUUCAUCACCGCGGCCGCUGAGUAUCAGCCUCUUGGGUUCGGUACUACCGGCGAGAAACUUCAAGGGAUGAAGGAAGUCGCUGCGUUUCUUGGCCACGUUGGAAGCAAAACCUCAUGCGGGUACGGGGUUGCAACGGGCGGACCAUUAGCUUGGGGAUUGUGUUACAACAAGGAGAUGAGUCCUGAUCAGCUAUAUUGCGACGAUUACUAUAAAUUGACGUAUCCUUGUACUCCCGGAGUCUCGUACCACGGUCGAGGAGCUUUACCGGUUUACUGGAAUUACAAUUAUGGUCAAACCGGGGAAGCAUUGAAAAUGGACCUACUGAGUCACCCAGAGUAUCUCGAGAACAAUGCCACGUUGGCGUUUCAAGCGGCGAUUUGGCGGUGGAUGACGCCAGCGAAGAAGCAUUUGCCGUCAGCGCACGACGUAUUCGUCGGGAAAUGGAAGCCGACGAAGAACGACACGGCGUCGAAACGAACCCCCGGGUUUGGAGCCACCAUCAACGUUCUUUACGGCGAUCAAAUCUGCAAUAGCGGAUUCGAUAACGAUGAGAUGAACAACAUCGUUUCUCACUACUUGUAUUAUCUUGAUCUGAUAGGCGUUGGACGAGAAGAAGCUGGUCCUCACGAGUUUCUAUCAUGCGCCGAUCAAGAGCCGUUCACUUCCUCCUCUGUUCCUCCGACAUCUGGUUCCUCUUCUUGAGUGAUGUUUUUAUGAAAUAUGGUUCGGUUGACUUUUGAAAAAGAACUCGAGUUCGGUGUAUAUGUGUUUUGACUUUUGCAUGGGGUUGGUUUUUAUAUAUUUUGUAAAAAUAUACGUACGAAUUAAAAUAUUUUCCACACCAAAAAGGAUAAAGAUAAAAUCCUAGUUCGAACAAAAGAAGACGCUAUAUGUUUUGAUGGA
Camelina sativa (false flax) is the source of this 1259-nucleotide messenger RNA. Its product is annotated as chitinase-like protein 2. The record is from RefSeq and is a predicted model, not a curated record. Gene Ontology annotation, biological process: cell wall macromolecule catabolic process; carbohydrate metabolic process; chitin catabolic process. Gene Ontology annotation, molecular function: chitinase activity. Lineage: Eukaryota; Viridiplantae; Streptophyta; Magnoliopsida; Brassicales; Brassicaceae.